Molecule: messenger RNA, 1147 nt
Organism: Schistosoma guineensis
Lineage: Eukaryota; Metazoa; Platyhelminthes; Trematoda; Strigeidida; Schistosomatidae
Source: the annotation of a GenBank genome assembly
CAGAUGUCGUCAGAGCGCAAUAUUUCAGAAUUGUUUCGUUAUGCGUUACCUUAAGAAUUUGGGAGGCGUCGUCAAAUGCAGAACUAUCCCGUUUUGUUGUGAAAACAAUGAACUUUUCACUGUUGUACCUAAAAAGAAAAACGUCCUGCCUUUAAAACCUAUUAUAAAGUCUCCGCAUAGUCUACUCCGAUCACUUCCGAGAUCUCCGUACACUUCAUGCACUUGCAGUUUAUCUGCUCCAAUGCAGAUCCGGUUUGUGCACACGGACGUUACAAGUGUUCCUGAUUUCACGAAAUACCGCCUAGAGUCCACUAAAGACCCUCAUUCACGGGCUGCUGACAGCGAAGUGCAUCGCAAGAUAUUCUCUUAUACGAUGAUGUUUGCGACUGCGAUGAUUGCCACUACAUCAGCCAAGUACACCGUUAGAAUGUUCAUUGAACCUCUGGGACCUUCCUCUAAAACUAUGGCGGAGGCCUCCACGGAAGUCAAUUUGGCUUCCAUCCCUGAAGGGAAAAAUAUUACAGUCAAAUGGCGAAACAAACCUCUUUUUAUUCGCCAUAGAUCAGCGGAAGAAAUUGCCCGCGAACGCGCUGUGCCUCUGGAAAACUUAAGAGAUCCUCAGCUCGAUCAAGAUCGUGUCAAAGUAGAUAAGUGGCUAAUUUGUUUGGGCGUAUGUACACAUUUAGGAUUCUUGUCAGAAACCAUAAAUAAGUCCUGUGCUUGAUUUAUCGAGCACUCAAACUGGAAUGUCGAGUUCACGGGCUAAUGUCUAAUUAUAAAAGAAUUUUCAGCCUGGUAACUGUCAGCCAGUACUUGUAUUUGAAUGGUAAGUAACGAAAAUUAUUUCUGUAAAACGGUCAACUGAGUUGGUGUUGGGAAAGGUGAAUCAAACGACGCAAGUAAGGGCACAAAGAUGUUGGAUAAGAAUUUAUUUGACUCCUUGAAAUAAUAUAUGAACACCCUGUAUUUUGUGUAAUUUGUGUACAGUCAGAUUUGUAUAAAGUGAAUUGAGUAAUUAACAUCAAUUAGUCAAUAACUCACUAUGUGAACGUGUUUCCAAUGUAAUGUUAUUAAUCAUCUUUAACCAACAGAUAUUUAUAUUUUAUUAUUUAUUUUAACACAUAUAUUGGUACAAGGAGGCACCAAA